AUGACUACUCAAUACUUAACAAAUUCCUAUCUCGGCCCAGCCUAUAGCCUCCAGCCCAACCACUCUUCCUCCAUACCCUCAGGCGUACAUUGCGCUCCCUCGCGUAACGGCGGCCUUCUGUGGACCCUCGUCCCUACGCCCGAAGACCCCACCAAGUUUAACAUCUGUACAACGGACCCGCAAAGCAGGCAACCCAAAUGCCUCGACAUUUACAACGACAACUCUUCCGACCGGACACGGGUUCGGCUUGCAGACCCGGGACACUACGCUGGCCAGAUGUGGACUUUAAUCUCCCAGCGAGAGCCAGGGUAUUUCAAGCUAUCGAAUGACUGGACCGGAGAAGGGUGGUAUUUGGACACGUACAGCGAUAGUUAUGAGGCAUUCAUGAGCCAGGGUGAUGCUACGGGGCAAUAUUGGGCGAUCCAGGGGGUUGGAUCGGGGAGCGGGGCGCAUACGGUUCCUGUUCAGACUUAUGAUGAUAAUCACCAUCACUGUUAUGAUCAGGCGGGGAAGAUUGCGGGAGGUGCGGCAGCGGGUUAUUUGGGCAAGAAGCUGUGGAAAAAGCUUACGUAG
Messenger RNA from Paraphaeosphaeria sporulosa, 573 nucleotides. RefSeq lists its product as uncharacterized. Lineage: Eukaryota; Fungi; Ascomycota; Dothideomycetes; Pleosporales; Didymosphaeriaceae. The record is from RefSeq and is a predicted model, not a curated record. The coding region runs from base 1 to 573 and encodes 190 amino acids. The transcript has 2 exons.